AGCUGGCAUGUUGAGAAGGUACAAAACAUGUAUACGGCCGGAUGGCAGGUUCUUACAGCUGCAGAAAAAGAGUCAUUUAUGAUUUCAGCGUGCGUGGCAUCAGCUAGUCAUUUUCAGAGCUGCAUUCCUUAAGCUUGUGGUGACGGUCAAUGAUCAGCUGUCCAGGACAUAAGCCGAGUUUGAAAGUCUUUGUUCGGCUACCCGACAGUGCUAAAUGGGGCCAUCGCUUACGACCGAAGCGCAUGCACAUCAGGGGUAAGGCAGCAUAAAGGCAUGUGGUUCAUAUAGCUUUGACUGAAGUCCUCUCAGCGCAGCGAUUUUCUGCCACGACAAGACUCUUCAGGCGGAGAGCCUCUUCUGGCUCCAAGGUGGAAAAAUCGUGGUUGCUAAUACUUGCUAUCUAUGUCGACGACCUCCUUACAAUUUCUUGGCAUGAAGAUUCGCUAUUGCCUGAUGGCACCAUUACUCCAGGCCAAAGCUGCUAUUUUCGCGAGAUAUUGGCUCGAGUUGACUGAACAGACUACAGACCCGUGGCCACACCAAUGAACUUUGCAUCACAAUCGCGUUGACCCAAACCGGUGAAAGAUAAUCAUUGGAUUGCCUUGGCCAACUACCAGCACCACGCGAAGGAGGUGAACAGAGCGAAGUACAAAGCGAAGGUCUACAGGGAGGCUACUCUUUCUGAUGCUUUCCAAGACGAUGCCUCAGCCACACACACGACGAUGCCCGUAGAGCGUCGUCUGCUCGUGUCGAUGAAAUGGCUUAUCCCCUGAGAUCAACCUGUCUCAUCUUUGUUGCCGUAGCAUGACCAGUGACUUGAAGUCAAGCAGAGGACAAUCAGAAGGCUGCUCGGCUCGCAAGUCUGGAAGAACAUCGAAGCUAUCACGCAAGGCACAAGACGCAGAGCCGGGCAGCACAUCCAUGAGCAAGGUCAAGACUGCGGCAAAACAAGCAAAGAAGGCGGCAGCACGUCUGUAGUGUAUCGUAGAU
Molecule: messenger RNA, 990 nt
Organism: Protomyces lactucae-debilis
Lineage: Eukaryota; Fungi; Ascomycota; Taphrinomycetes; Taphrinales; Protomycetaceae
Exons: 3
Coding region: 805-978 (57 amino acids)
Source: RefSeq, a predicted model, not a curated record